Messenger RNA from Zophobas morio, 2360 nucleotides. Its product is annotated as uridine-cytidine kinase-like 1. The record is from RefSeq and is a predicted model, not a curated record. Gene Ontology annotation, cellular component: cytoplasm. The transcript is spliced from 8 exons. NCBI's taxonomy places the organism in Eukaryota, Metazoa, Arthropoda, Insecta, Coleoptera, Tenebrionidae. Gene Ontology annotation, molecular function: ATP binding; kinase activity. Bases 159 to 1841 code for a protein of 560 amino acids.
UUUACUAUAAAAUAACUGGAACCGGAAGUGGAAAUGCUGUAGUAUAAAGCUAAAUUUCAAACUGAUUUCAGGUUAUAAAUGUAUUUAAAUUUUGUGUGUGUAUAAUUCAUUCAUCUACUAGUUUUUGAACGUAAUUCAUACAUUACUUCAGCGUGACAAUGGCUGGCAAAAUAAUUAACACCCUUGAUCCACCGUCAUCGGCAAGUUCAGAAAGCGAUGUCGCCGAAACCCAAGCAGAUUUUUCCGAAGUCUUCCCAGACUGCGAAGGCGAUGAAGAACGAAGCGGAGACUUCUACAAUACUCCAGCAUCACCAAUAACAGUACCGUAUUGCCCCAGGCCUCCUUCGACAGGCUCUCAAAAGUCACCAAGGUCCAGGCGGCAAAGAACAACUUCAUUAAAUCAAUCAUCUAAGAAAUCAGCUGCUGAAUCGAUGAUACGAACACAGCAUCGCACUAUCUACACAGCUGGUCGACCUCCAUGGUAUAAUAGUGAAGGACAAAAAGUGGAACCAUUAGUUAUAGGGAUUUGUGGUGGUAGUGCCUCUGGGAAAACAACAGUAGCAGAAAAAAUCAUUGAAUCUCUAGGAGUACCAUGGGUGACUCUACUCAGCAUGGACUCAUUUUACAAGGUUUUGAAUGAAAAACAGCGUGAAAUAGCAAACAGAAAUGAAUAUAACUUUGAUCAUCCUGAUGCCUUUGAUUUUGAUCUUUUGAUCACCACUUUGCAGAGACUGAAAGAAGGAAGAAAGGUUGAAGUGCCAAUAUACAAUUUUGUGACACAUGCAAGGGAAAGCAGGACUAAAACUAUGUAUGGGGCCAAUGUAAUAAUAUUCGAAGGAAUUUUAACUUUUUAUCAUCCUAAAGUCCUGGCCAUGUUAGACAUGAAGUUGUUUGUUGAUACUGACGCUGAUGUGCGUCUGGUACGCAGAUUGCGAAGAGAUAUAAGCCAAAGAGGUAGAGAUCUAGAUGGUGUACUUAAACAAUACUGUGGUAUGGUCCAACCAUCAUUUAACCAUUACAUUGCACCGUUGAAAGUACACGCUGAUGUUAUUGUACCCAGAGGUGGUGAAAAUGAAGUUGCUAUUCAGUUGAUUGUUCAGCAUGUCCACACACAAUUGCAAUUGAGAGGAUUCAAAUUAAGAGAAGAAUUAGCGCAAAUACACGCUCAUUCAGGACAACCAAGACCAGACACUGUAAAAUUACUACCUACUACACCUCAGAUACGAGGACUUCAUACAUUCAUUAGGAAUAAAGAUACUCCAAGAGAUGAAUUCAUUUUCUACAGCAAACGCCUGAUUCGCCUUGUCAUUGAAUACACAUUGUCGCUUAUGAGGUUCAAUGAUAAAAUUGUGGAAACACCUCAAGGGGUACAAUAUAAAGGUAAGCGAAUGGCAACUGAUAAGAUUUGUGGUGUGUCUAUACUUCGAGCAGGUGAAACAAUGGAACAAGCGGUUUGUGAUGUUUGCAAAGACAUUCGCAUAGGAAAGAUCUUAAUUCAAACUAAUUUACAAACAGGGGAACCAGAGCUGUAUUAUUUAAGGCUUCCUAAAGACAUUAAAGAUUACAAAGUAAUUUUAAUGGAUGCUACUGUAGCAACAGGAGCUGCAGCAAUGAUGGCCAUAAGAGUUUUGCUAGACCAUGAUGUCCCAGAGAGUAAUAUUCUUAUUGUGUCACUGUUAAUGGCAGAAUCUGGUGUGCAUUCAAUUGCAUACGCCUUUCCUAAAGUUCAGAUAGUUACAACUGCCAUUGACCCUGAAAUAAAUGAUAAAUUUUAUGUAUUGCCAGGAAUGGGAAAUUUUGGAGAUAGGUAUUUUGGAACUGAACCAUCUGAUGAAUUAUAAUAUUCCAAAUUUCCAUUAUGUAGUAAAACAUCUUGCUGUAAUGAGCACUAGAAUAGUUGUUUUUCAUUGUAAGAUAUAUUAUAAAAUAGGUACACGUGUCAGGUACCCUCCAAUUGCCACUGUGUGUGUAGAAGUAUAGAGUGUGGUUCUGCCAUAAUUUAGUUAAAAAUUGUUUUGUUUACUGAAAUCGUAAAUUAUGAAUAAAGCAUGGUCAAGUUAAACGUAUUUUUCGGAAUUUGAUACAUCAAAAAAAAAAUAUUCGAACCGCACACUAUUCGUACUUUUAUACAUAACAGAAACAUACAUACAAGUACUUAAUGCUUAUGAGGCUGUGUUAAAUAUGUAGUAUUUUCUAGUUACCAAACUCAGGCGCAGUUCCUGAAUCAGUCAUUCAUGUAUAGCGUGUAAGAUCACUUUUUUAUUUAAACAAUCGUCUCGCUAAUUAUUACUUAAUAUUUCUAAACUAAAAUUAUACUAUAUUUUUAGUGGUUGUUAAGGUUAUUAAAUUUGAAAAUAACA